GAGCACCGGUCCUCACGUUUGGAGUUGUAUUAGUUCACUGCUCAUUAUCAUCGAUUCCACUGAGGACAGAUGGUCGUUUUCUUAUUUUGUAUGCCAAGUUGGAUGCUUUCAUCUUUUUCCAACUCUCUACUUUUAAUUCUCAACACAGAGUCCGUUUCCAGGUCGGAUCAUUCUCGGAGUUUCCUGCCCCGAGCUCUGUUUUCUGUGCCGUGAAUAUUUGUCUCCAGUUGCUACAUCCCCACGCGCACGACCAUGCGCGCCUCUCCCCGGUGAGAACAGGAUGCCCACUCUGUGAAGCCUCGCCGGGCAGGAUGGACGGAUGGAUGGGCGGACAUGUCUAAAGGCGCACUGGAAUAACACAGCGAGCUGAAAAGAGGAUCAGCGUCCUUUCUCGGCUGUUUUUGUCUUGGAGUUCAUUUUUUUCCCCCCCCCCCCCUCGCCACCACCUAUCUCUGGAAUUGUUACAUUCAGUGGCGCAACAUUUUUUUUUCUUUCGGCUUUGAUCACCUGCUAUGCGUCUGGCGUGGAACACACCUGGUGGAAGGUGUGCAGCGGGGUCCAGCCCGAGACAACAGGACAUCCGCAACUGAAGAGAGAAAUAGAAAGAAAAGAAAAAAAAGAAGCCCCGUUUUCUUCUUUUGAAUCUUUCUCUACUCUGUGCGUAAUGCACGUGGAAUGAAGACAGAGGAUGGAUAUCAUUUGGGAAAUACUGAUUAUUCUUCACGCCAACGUGAUCGUCUGCAUAUCAGCGCAGCCGAAUCAGCCGAAAAUUCACGAAGGAUGGUGGGCGUACAAGGAGGUGGUGCAGGGGAGCUUCGUCCCAGUGCCGUCGUUCUGGGGGCUGGUAAACUCGGCCUGGAACCUGUGCUCGGUGGGGAAGAGGCAGUCGCCAGUCAACAUCGAGACCAGCCACAUGAUCUUUGACCCCUUCCUCCAACCCAUAAAGCUGAACACCGGCGGACGCAAGGUGGGAGGGACCAUGUACAACACGGGCCGCCACGUCUCCCUGCGAUUGGACAAGGAGCAUCUGGUGAACAUCUCCGGAGGGCCGAUGACGUACAGCCACCGCCUGGAGGAGAUCCGGCUACACUUUGGCAGCGAGGACGGCCAGGGCUCCGAACACCUGCUGAACGGACAGGCCUUCUCCGGAGAGGUUCAACUGAUUCACUACAACCAUGAGCUGUACACAAAUUAUACAGAAGCUGCUAAAAGCCCCAAUGGAUUGGUCAUAGUGUCCAUAUUCAUGAAGAUUGCUGAGACAUCAAACUCAUUCCUGAAUCGAAUGCUGAACAGAGACACCAUCACAAGAAUAACAUACAAAAAUGACGCGUAUCUACUGACUAACCUGAACAUAGAGGAGAUUUACCCAGAGACGAUUAGUUUUAUCACAUACGAGGGAUCGAUGACCAUCCCCCCAUGCUUUGAGACCGCCACAUGGAUCCUGAUGAACAAGCCGGUGUACCUCACACGCAUGCAGAUGCACUCCUUGCGGCUGCUGAGCCAGAACCAGCCGUCUCAGAUCUUCCUGAGCAUGAGCGACAACGUUCGCCCGGUCCAGCCGCUGAACAACCGCUGCAUCCGCACCAACAUCAACUUCAGUGUGCAGGGCAAAGACUGCCCCAACAACAGGGCUCAGAAGCUCCAAUACCGAGUGAACGAGUGGUUGCUAAAGUAGCCUCCCUUGGAUGAGCAUGGAGACGGGUGUCGGGAGCGACGGAGAGAGCGGGAAGAGGGGUGAGGAGGAAGGGAGGACGGAGGAGGAGGGAGAGAGAUGUGAAACGGGGCUAAAGGCUGCAUCUCAUCCCAGAUUACUUCAUGGCAUUGUAUAAAGAACAACACCGGACAUUGUACCGAUUAAGGAACUUUGUAUCGCGAGCGAAGAGACUCUUCUUUUCAUACAUCGAGAACAGUUUGAACCCCUUGGAUCUAGCACAAGCUAACAAGCCCUUUCCCCCCACACACUGUUCAACUAUAACUAUACGGACAUUUUGAUACCAAAACUUUUUGGGGGAGAAAACCAAAAGAAGACACUUGGAAACAAAGUUUAAAAAAAAGAAAAAAAAACAGGGAAGCAUUUAUUUGAUAGCCUCCCAACCAAUAGGUAACGUUGGGACUUUAAAGCCUUUGUACAUAAAAAAUGUUGCUGACAGUGGGAAAAUGAGUCACUGCCCCCAUCCUUCCGGUCAAGAUGAAGUGGUCGACGUGCAGUCCCACGCAGACAUUUCAUUACCCACAAGGCAUGCUAUCAGCAAAACCGACGAGAGGAAACACAGCCUUACUGUACCUUGUCAUUUUUUCCAAAACUAGUCAUGUCACAGGAGACGAGCAAAUACUUACAGGCUUUCCCCACGGCCUCAGAACAACCAGUGUCUUGGCCUCGUUUGUACAUAUUAUAAUUAUCAAUAAUGCAGAAAAAUGAAUAUGUAAAGAAAAGUUAUGAAUCAACAUUCAAAAGAUAUAUUAAGACGAUUUAAAAAAACAAAAGAAAAAAACAAGUUGAGAAUUUUAAAAAGCUUGGCGCACUUUGAAUUCCUGAGCGGUUCUCAGUCUGAGCUGAUGCCUUUUUUCUGUUUUAUUGUUUACAAUGGUCAUACACUGUGUUUGAGUAAUGUUAUCAGCCCAAUAAAUGUGU
This is a messenger RNA of Anoplopoma fimbria (sablefish), 2632 nucleotides long. It is a transcript of the gene ca10a, whose product is annotated as carbonic anhydrase Xa. The record is from RefSeq and is a predicted model, not a curated record. Gene Ontology annotation, molecular function: carbonate dehydratase activity; zinc ion binding. The transcript is spliced from 10 exons. Lineage: Eukaryota; Metazoa; Chordata; Actinopteri; Perciformes; Anoplopomatidae. The coding region runs from base 689 to 1675 and encodes 328 amino acids.